Messenger RNA from Epithele typhae, 795 nucleotides. RefSeq names its product proteasome endopeptidase complex beta subunit. The transcript is spliced from 6 exons. NCBI's taxonomy places the organism in Eukaryota, Fungi, Basidiomycota, Agaricomycetes, Polyporales, Epitheliaceae. The coding region runs from base 1 to 795 and encodes 264 amino acids. Gene Ontology annotation, cellular component: proteasome core complex. The record is from RefSeq and is a predicted model, not a curated record.
AUGGACCACUUUCCGACGAACUGGGGCCGCCCGCGCAACGAUGCAUCUGACCCAUACGGCACAUAUCCCAUCCACCAACGCCCACCAGUAAAGGACACCUUCGCGGAGGGGGUCCAACGAACACAACAACCCAUUGUGACCGGUACAUCCGUGCUUGCUAUCCAGUACAAGGAUGGGAUUAUGAUGGCGGCCGACAACCUCGCUUCCUACGGCUCUCUCGCCCGCUUCAAGGACAUCAAACGUCUCCACCAAGUCGGAACGUCCACCGUCAUCGGGGCAUCCGGAGACAUGUCCGACUUCCAAGCCAUCCAGGCCUUCCUCGACGAGAUCGUCACGGACGAGUUCACCCAUUCGGACGGACACGACCUGGGUCCUGUGGAGGUCCACGAGUACCUCUCCCGGGUCAUGUACGCUCGCCGGUCAAAGAUGAACCCCCUCUGGAACUCCCUCCUCGUGGGCGGCUUCCGCGACGGCAAGCGGUUCCUCGGCUACGUCGACCUCCUCGGUACGACCUACUCAGCCCCCUCCAUCGCGACCGGAUACGGCGCGUACAUCGCCGUCCCCCUCCUCCGCGCCGCCGUCGACGGCAAACAAGACCAGCUCACCGAGGACAAGGCCAAGGAGCUCCUCCACGAGUGCAUGCGCGUCCUCUUCUAUCGCGACGCGCGCAGCAUGGACAAGUACCAACUGGCGACCGUGACCGCCGCCGGGGUGCACAUCUCGGACCAGAUCCAGCUCGAGACCGCGUGGGGCUUUGCGGAGGGCAUCCGCGGCUACGGCGCGCAGACGCAGUAG